Halteromyces radiatus is the source of this 3520-nucleotide messenger RNA. RefSeq lists its product as uncharacterized. NCBI's taxonomy places the organism in Eukaryota, Fungi, Mucoromycota, Mucoromycetes, Mucorales, Cunninghamellaceae. Gene Ontology annotation, biological process: cellular component organization. The transcript has 15 exons. The coding region runs from base 119 to 3412 and encodes 1097 amino acids. The record is from RefSeq and is a predicted model, not a curated record. Gene Ontology annotation, molecular function: actin binding.
CGCGUAUUGAAGAAAAAAGUCGUCUAGGACCAAUGAUACUGAAGAAACUUGUCUAUUGGAAUGUAUUCAAUGUAUUCGAUUACUUAUUCAUAAUGAGGUGGGGUUACAACAGGUGAUAAUGCGUCCUAGUAUUUUACACCAGUUACUUUUCUCAUUAUUUACUGCCUUGACUGCUGUCCUUGUUGAUCAUGGUCAGCGUGUACAAAAUGAAUCCACUUCUCUCUUUGGCAAAUCACCUUCCUUGUCCUCUAUUGGCUCUCACCUUUUACCUUCCUUUUCAACUUCGGCCAUUACCAAUGUACAGACUCCUUCCAACAAUAACAAUACUAACACUAACUCUUCAACUAUGGAUUCUCUCAACAAAACACAAACAACAUUGUUCAAGAUAUGCUGUCAAGUAUUCGAAGUAUUCAUUACCCUUUGUCUCUUAUCUCAUCGAUCAUAUGAAGCACUUUUACAAACACUCUCUGAAAUUCGUGGUGAACAAUAUCGAUUUGAGCGUAUUAUUCGAAAUCUUUGUUCUUUUCGUUUGGACCUUCCUGUGGUGGAUCCUUUGGUAUGGGAAUGUAAAACAAGUGCUCUGACCUUUUUCAACGCCAUUGUCAACUCUUCUGAAAGUAUUGAAACAAGGUGUGCUUUGCGAACUGAACUAGAUCGACGUGGAUUUGAUGAAUAUCUUAAGAUUUUAAGAUCAAGUUCAUCUAUCACCAAUCAAGUGGAAAAUCAAAUCAAAAUGUACCUGAAAGACAAGAAAACCGAUUUAGAUCUCAUUCGCAGUGUGGAAAAUGUCAAACGACAAAGUGUGUGGAGUCAUUCCGAUGAUAUUAUUUUGUCAGCCCUCAAAUCAUUGAAUGACGAUCCUGAAAUGUACUAUACUGUGGUAGAUACCUUAUGGGAAUUAUUAAAACUUGGUCAAGACAAACUCGGUCAAGAUAAAAGUCUUGCCAUGGAUAUUUGGAGCAUUAUCAAGACUUUGGCAACUACGAUGACUUCUGUCAAAUCAAACGGUGAUUUCCAAACUCUAGUAUUACAAUUUCUGCAAUCCACACAACCUAUUGUUGGCAAGUUACCUAUUGAAAUGCUAAUUGAUGGAAAAUGUAUUGAUGAGGAUUCCGCUCCUGCUGCCAUGAUGGAUGCUAGCAAGAAGACAACCAACUCUCUGGAAGACUUGGAAGGUUUACGUAAUAAAGUGGAAGAACUCAAGGAUACUUUACACUCUACUGAAGAAUCACUGACCAAGAUGCGGCGAGAAAAGAAUGAUCUUGCAAUGAAGGUCAAGGAACGUGAUAACAAGAUUAUAUCAAUGCAACAGGAACACCAAAGGGAGAUGUCAACCGUUCAACAUCAACUGAAACAACAGCAACAGCAACAGUAUCAACAACAACAACAACAACUAUUGUCGCCAAAAUCUCCCACUACUCCUUCACAAUUGUCAACUAUUCCUUUACCACCACCGCCACCUCCUCCUCCUCCACCACCACCACCACUUCCUCCUUCAGUUGAUCCAUCAUGUGUAGCCAGAAGAAGAAGUAUGAGAAAACGAAGUUCUUCAAGAUCCUCCAAGUAUUUGCACCCAUUAGCUCUGAAUCUCUGUUUCCCUUCAUUGAAGUCUCUACAUGAAAACAACGUUACCUCACCUACAAGUCCAACAUCUGCUUUGACAUCAUCUUCAACAUUAUCAACAGAUAUGACUAUCCCCGGUAUUCCUCCUCCACCUUUCCGCCCAAUGGUUAUGGAUGAUUCUUGCUUGCAACACAUACCGACGAUCACUAUGAAACAAUUCUUUUGGUCCAAGCUCCCUCAAGAACGUAUCCGAAACACUGUUUGGAAAGAAAUAGCACCCUCUGAACCUAACAGUAACGAGCUAUCAAUAUCCACUACUUUCGACAACGAAGGGAACGAAUCAACAGUACAAAAGAAUGCAGCGGAACAAGGUGACGCAACCGUUGAAUUGGAUACUGUAGAAUUGGAACGUUUAUUCAAGAAAACGCAGGGCGUACGACAGUAUUCAAAUAGUCAUCAUCAUGAUACUCCAUUGGAUACACCAAAACUUCGAAAACAAAAACUGUUGACCUUGUUGGAAUUCAAUCGUGCGAACAAUAUUGCUAUUAUGCUUGCUCGUAUCAAGUUGACGUACCCUGAAAUCCGUGAUGCCAUUUGGAAUAUAGAUGACAACCGACUGACCAUUGACAAUCUUAUGGCCAUCCGACAAUAUAUUCCAACUAAAGAAGAAAUCGAAAUCAUCCAAGAAUACGAUGGCGAUCUUGAUAUGCUUGGCAAUGCUGAACGAUACUUUAAAGCGAUUAUGUAUAUUCCUCGAUUGGCUGAUAGAAUAGGUUGUAUGAUCUUCCGAAGGAAAUUCCAUUAUGAACUCCAAGAAAUAUUGCCUGAAUUGGAUAUCUUACAGCAAGCCAUUGAUGAACUUCGCCAUAGUCACAGAUUUAAAAAAGUAUUGAAAACAAUUCUUGCUAUUGGAAACUAUUUGAAUGGUCAUACUAUUCGAGGUAACGCUUAUGGAUUCCAUUUGGAUGCUCUGUUGAAGAUGCGGGAUACCAAGGCUGAAGGUGAAGGUGUUAGCAAUUUACCAACACUUCUUCAUUAUCUGGUCUACUUUUUAUCCAAAACUGGUCAAGACGUGGUCGAUUUCAAAGAUGAUGUGAUUCAUUUAGAAGCUGCGGCUAAACUAUCACCACCAGCGUUGUUUGCUUCGGUCAAUACCCUUAGUGGAAAUCUUUGUCAAAUUAGAGAUGAACUCAGCAUGCACCAACGAAAACGAAUGUCUGCUCUACAAAUUGAUCGAUUUACGGAAUCCAUGGAGGAAUUCUUGAUUGAAGCCGAACCUAUAGUUAACAAUGUGAAGAAUAUGACAAGAAGAAUUGAAGAUGAAUUGAAAGAUUUGAUCAUGUAUUAUGGUGAAGACCCUGCCGUGGUGAAAUCUGAAGACUUUUUCUCUAUCAUCUACACUUUCUCAUCUUCUUUCGAAAAAGCCAAGGUAGAAAUUCAUGAAGCCAGAGAAAGAGCACUAAGAAGACAACGACAACAGCAGGAAUUACUCAAGAAGAAAUCCAUGGAUUUAUUAGCGUCUCCAUCACUGUCAACAUCAUCUACACUGACUUAUUCAAAUCACAGUAGAUCAACCUCAUAUGGGGACUUGGGUAUUGCUGGAGAACGACCAUCUACACCUAGUACCAUUGCAACCAUGACAACGACGACAAGUAGCCAAUGUCCGAAUGAUAAUGAUGAAGGAUUUGAUCAAGUUUUAAGAGAAUUACGUGCUGGAUUGAAACAUGGUGAUCAUUCAUGGCGAGUGAAACAAUUGAAGAAGAAAACUAUUGACCAUUGUGAUGAUCAAGUGCUCAAAGAUCAAGUCACUCCUGAUAGGACUGCCUCCCUGACCACUGUUAUAGUUUGAUGUUAGUUUAUCAUUUACUAUUUUUAUUCUUAUUAUUAUUAUUAUUAUUUCGAAUGCUUUUGUUUAUUCCAAUACAUCCUAUUCGUAUUUUCAUAAUAAACAUUUUAC